Messenger RNA from Talaromyces atroroseus, 1767 nucleotides. RefSeq lists its product as hypothetical. The transcript is spliced from 4 exons. The record is from RefSeq and is a predicted model, not a curated record. Gene Ontology annotation, biological process: regulation of transcription by RNA polymerase II. The coding region runs from base 1 to 1767 and encodes 588 amino acids. Gene Ontology annotation, cellular component: nucleus. Lineage: Eukaryota; Fungi; Ascomycota; Eurotiomycetes; Eurotiales; Trichocomaceae. Gene Ontology annotation, molecular function: DNA-binding transcription factor activity, RNA polymerase II-specific; RNA polymerase II cis-regulatory region sequence-specific DNA binding.
AUGAUGGAUGCAACGGUUCCAAUGUCAUAUAGGUUCCCCAACAACGAGCUGAGGGCCUUGGAACCGCCUCGUUUCCUCGAAUCUCACGUUGAGAAUACCUUGCCAUACUAUGCGAAUACUGCUCCAGUCACAUAUGCGCCUCCUCCCAUACCGUCACCUCCAUAUGAAGUCACUGGUCACGUCUUGGGCGGUUACCCGAACUCAUAUCAACCACAUCUGUUCAAUCCGUCUUCAGGGCCUCCUCCUCAGACUCAUACCCAUGCCCACACCCAUGUACAUGCUCAAUCUCAGUCUCACACACACGCGCACGCUCAUGUUCGAACUCACCCUCAUGCGCAUACGCAGCAAGCAACUGCUGGCCGUCUGUCUACCGAACACACACCUCUUCAUUCCCCCUCACCCGACAGUCAUCAGGCACCGAGACACAUUGCGCACACUCAACCCACUAGGAUGACUCAGAACACACAGUCUUUACUUGGGGAUGAGUAUCGUUCUGGCCCAACUGUCGCCGCCGUCGCAGCUGUGAUCAACCCUACAACCACCGCGGCCAGUCCCAGUGUGAGCAUCCUCACAUCGAGUUCUCCUUCCUCAAGUGGCAAGAUGAAGAGAGAGCACGAAUCAUCCGGUGCGAAAGAUGUGGACUUUUCGACUGAAGUCGACAUGUUAAUGAAGAUGAUUCAGUCCCGUGAAGGAUCAUCGCCUGGUGCUAGUAGUGUUUCGGGCACGGCCAAUUCCAGUGCUACUAGAACGAAUACACCUGUUUCUUGUACGACGACAACAGCGGCAGUAGCACCAUCACAAACGUCAACUCAUCAAUUCAACGCAACUCAGCAACAUCAGUUCGCAUCCGGCGCAGGGCCAAUGUCCUAUCACAUGGGUAUGUCGACAUACCACCAACAGUAUGAAAGUACUCAGCAAAAUCCUCGGGCCGUACCACGAAGCAGUCCCGAUCGCAGUCAGAAGCAGAAGCGCAAACAUCAAUGUACAUUGCCGGGCUGCGGCAAGCUUUUUACGCAAAAGACACAUUUGGAUAUUCAUAUGAGAGCGCAUACCGGCGCGAAGCCAUUUAAAUGCAGUGAGCCGACAUGUGGCCAACGAUUCUCACAACUUGGAAAUCUCAGGACCCACGAACGACGACAUACGGGCGAGAAACCCUACUCCUGCGAUAUCUGCCACAAGAGAUUUGCUCAACGAGGCAAUGUGAGGGCGCACCGAAUCACACACGAGCAAGCCAAACCGUAUACGUGCCAAUUAGACAAUUGCUGGAAGCAGUUUACGCAGCUUGGUAAUUUGAAGUCCCAUCAGAACAAAUUCCAUGCCGUAACACUGCGCAAUCUGACAAUCCGCUUCGCAAACAUAAAUAACCCAGACAUGAUGUCAGAGGAGGAUCGCAGCCUAUGGACCUAUUUUGCCAGUCUCUACAAGAACAGCAACAAGGGAAUCAAGGGACGUGGUAAAGACCGAAAAAUAUCUUGCACCAGCAACAAUCUCAACCACAAAAAAGGCAGCAAUGGCGUCAUUCACCAUAAUCAGGAACAACAACAUAUCAUGUCGAUUUCUGAGAUGAAACAUCUAAACCCGGCCAGCGAUGAGGGGUCUAGUGACUAUCAUAGCUGCGGUGACGAUGGUGACGAUGACGAGGAACUCAAUGAACGCUACGCGCAUCAUGUUGUUGGCGGUCAUCAUCACCACCAUCACGGUGAUUUGCUGGCUCAUGUUAUGCAUCGAGAGGUGCCGCCGCUGCUGUAUUCGAAAAGGGAGCGAUGA